CUCAAGGCCAGAGACAGAAAAUCACAGGUUCCACGUUUUCCCUGAAUAUUUGUAACUUGACUGUUCUUUUAAUGAUGCAGAUAUAAUAACUGUGCUAUAUUGUUACAAGAAGAAUGAUAUUGAGUGAGAAGAAUUGAUGGGUAACAUCAGAUAUGAAAAACACAGGAAGGAAAGUGAGUGUGAGCAGUGAUGACAGUGGUGAGAAUCCAUAUCCACAAUUGGCGGCAGGAGAGCCCCAUGGCAGAACAAAAACAGAAUCCGAUAGUUCUCAUCACCUUCAACACCGUUCAAGAGAAAGAAGACCAAGCCGCAGUCCCCGUCAGAGUUGUCAUUUUCGACAAGAUUCUCCACAUUAUUGGAAUUGGCCCCCACGCUUUGCAAACUUUUCUUCAAACCCUAGGAAAUCAAGUCCAAGUCCGAAACAAAAGCAGCAGCAAUCCGAUUCCCUCCCAUGUAAUGUAAACAAAGAAGGCAACAGCCAACACAGAUAUAAACCAAAGAGUGGAUACCAAAGUCCCGCAAAAAGUGCAUACCACAGUUCAGGAAGAAGUGGGUAUCAUAGUCCAGGAGGAACUGGGUACCAUAGUCCAGCGAGAACUGGGUAUCAUAGUUCUGGAGGAACUGGGUACAGUAGCCCAGGUAGAAGUGGAUACCAUAGCCCAAGAGAAACAGGGUGCAAACCAACUGGAAACCAAGUGAGUCAGUCAGAAUGUAGAAAGACAUGUAAGAGUUCAGAUACUGCAAAGGAGAGUAGUUGUGAUGUUGAAAACCCCAGUAAAGACACUGUAAAUAAUGAAUAUGUUGAACAUUCGCCAUCAGUAUACAGAAUUGACAAUCCUCGACCAAUCAUGCAGAUACCAGUUCCUAUUUCAACACAUGGUCCAUAUGGUCCAGGUAGUCCUCUGAUAUAUGCAUGUCCUGACCCUACCAUGCUACCUUGCAGUGUAUGGGCACCUUUACAUCAAGCUCCUAUGUUUUACGGCUGUCCACAACAACAACCAACUAGUAUUGAACCCAGUGUGCAGUAUGCAGUCAGUGGGGAUAUUAGUAGUCAGUUACUUUCAGUCCUUCAGCCCAACAUUGUUACAGUACAAACAUCUUCAGUGUCUCAACCGCUGCCCUCUACAGAUGCUGACUCUAAGGCUCUACUAGCGCUACUCAGAAAACAAACACAACAACCAAAUGCAAAUGGCAGUCCUGCACAUGCUACAGGUUCAAGUCAAGUGAAGACAGUUACUUUGGAUUCGCAGUGGAUGGCUGCGACACAGUGUUUACCAAGCUGUGAUGAUAGGAAAACGCCACCUACCAAGGAACAAUGUGAAACUGCAGCUUUACAAGUCACAUGUCAUAAAUCCGAUUGUAGUUCUACCUGUACUGGUUCAUCGGAAUCUUUACCAGCUAUUGGUGUCUUCUGGGAUAUUGAAAACUGUCCAGUAUCGGCAAAUAAAUCGGCUCUCACAGUUGUACAGCGUGUCAGAGAGAAGUUCUUUUCUGGACAUAGAGAGGCAGAGUUUAUGUGUGUUUGUGAUGUCAACAAAGAAAGUAAAACUGUCGUCCAGGAACUCAAUGAUGCCCAGGUCACUGUGGCACAUAUAAACGCAACUGCCAAGAAUGCAGCGGAUGAUAAACUCCGUCAAAGCUUAAGAAGAUUUGCUGACACUCACAAUUCACCAGCUACUGUUGUACUUAUUUCUGGCGAUGUCAAUUUUGCUAAUGAUCUAUCAGACCUUCGGCAUCGACAUAACUUAAAAAUAAUACUCGUACAUCGACCUGAAGUUGCUGAUGCAUUGUUAGCAUGUGCCCAUGAAACACUAUGUUACACUGAUUUAUUAAGUGAUGUACCGUUUCGAGCUCCAGUUAAGGUAACUUCUUCACACACUGAACUGUUAGUUGAUAAUAUACCCACUGGUGUUGAUACCAAUCAUAUACGAAAUAGACUGCUUAGACUCUCCAACAACUGUGGUGGGCGUGUCAUUAGUGUUAAAGCAAAUACAGCAGUGUUGAAAUUUUCCACACCAGAGCAUACAGCAAGGGCAAAGAAAAGACUUCAAGGAGAAGAUGUAUUUGGUAAUAAAAUAUCAGUAUCAUUUGCCAAUGGAAAGUCAAGAUCACAUAACGGAAAAAAUGGCAAUGGGUCUCAGAAUAAAAAAGAAAAGGAUAACAGCUCAACAGAAAAUGACAGCGAGACUGAUGAAACAGGCAAGUUCAACCGUGGAGCUUUAAUGAUUCAACAACAACUGUACCAAGAGAAGCAAGAACAUCAAAAUGGGUUUGAUCCCAGUCAAGUCUGUUACCAGUUUUCCAAUGGUGAAAAUGCACCAUUACAACAAGCCAUUGAAAAUGAAGUCACAAAAGUAGAAGAAGAUCCAGAUAACAAGGAGAAUCAGAUUGAUGCAACACCGGAGUACCCCAAGAGAAUUGCACCUGUAGAACAUGCUGUCUUCAAAAGACCUAGAUCUUUACAGAGUCCUGUAACUGUGCAACCUGUCUAUGGUCCCAUUCCAACAUACAGAAUAUCACCAAUACCCUCCUGUAUGCUGAGCACAGCACCAACAAUUCCUCAGUAUCCCAGUGGAAUUGAAAUAUUAGUCAGUAACUUGGAUGAGAAUUUACCUAAGAGAGAACUUAGAAGAAUCUUAUUAUCUGUUUUCAGAGAACAUUGCAAGGUAUUGCAUGUUGCAUUAAGUAGCGGCCCGUUACAAGCAGUGGUACGGGUACCGAGAAUGGCUGACGCUCACAUUGCUAUUGCGCAUAUUAACAGGCAUAAAAUUGGAAGUAAAAGGGUUAAUGUAACCCUUGCACCUAAUCCUAACUCUGGAUUAGAUUACUUGAGAAAUCAAGUAGUAUCCAUUUUAAGUGAUAUUCAUGGUGGAAGUCUUCCUUUGUUCAAAUUCUCAGAAAUCUAUGAUAAUAGGUUUAAACGUCCAUUACAUGUUUCUGAUUUGUAUCAAAUUCCGGAUACUGUGAUUAUACAGGACACUCCAACAGGACGCAUGGUGUCAUUAACAUACUAUGUAUGCAAAGCAGACAAACUGCCGCAACUACCAACAGGAUCUCGGAACUCACCAAUUAUUAUCAGUCCUAUUCCAUCCAGAGAGCCAACCCCUGAGCCAUGUGAAGAGUAUUGUUCUGUACAUGAUGAGUGCACUGAGGGGGAUUAUACUUCCCGUGGUGAGAAUCCAUGUAUUGUGGAACCACUGAAAACAUUCUCUGCACAAGUCCAUACAUUAUUACAAAUCCAUGAUGGUAGAAUGCCUCUUAUUAGCUUUGCCAUAUGUUAUGCCACUGAGUUUAGACUGUUAAAAAUGGAUGACAAUAAUGGUGUACCAUUGGAACACUUACUGACGUGCAUUCAGGGUGUUAGAGUAGCUAUAAGUAGACAAGGAUUCAAGACUGUAUGCUGGACCCAAAAUAAUUGUAGACCACCCACUCCUGCACCAGGUGGUGUUUUGAGAAGUCCCAGUCCAAUCUUAACACCUCAGUUAUUCCAGUUCAGUAAAGAAGUAGUCGAACUGCUGAAAAACAGUUCACAUUGUCGAAUGUCUUUCAGUAAAUUCAUUCCUGCUUACCAUCAUCACUUUGGUAGGCAGUGUAGAGUGGCUGAAUAUGGUUUUACUAAACUCAUUGAAUUAUUUGAUGCUAUACCUCAUAUUAUACAGGUAAUGGGGGUGUAUUGCGCCAAAACGUUAACUCUGACCCACAGAUCUCAAGUAAAGCGUUUUACUCAGGAUCUUCUCAAAGUCUUGAAAUCCCAAGCAAGUAAACUGGUGUGUAUGGCAGAAUUUCCUGUCGCUUAUCAACGAUGUUUUGCCAGAGACUGGCAUGUAACUGACUAUGGUGUCUGUGAAUUACAAGAUUUAUUGAAUGAACUUGCUGAGAACACAGUCAUGAUAUCUGGAUAUGGUGACGAGAUGGUAAUUUCUAUUCCCAGGAGAGAUCAGACUCCAGAAGAAAUUAUUAAGACCAAAAAAUUUGCAAAGGAUGUGAUAGAUAUGUUGCGUCACCAGCCAAGAUUUCGUAUGGCUUUUUCACGGUUCAUUCCUGCUUAUCAUCAUCAUUUUGGACGGCAGUGCAGAGUAGCUGAUUAUGGCUUUAAUAAGUUGAUUGAAUUAUUUGAAGCUCUUAAUGACACUGUUAAGGUUUUUGAACAUGGAGAUGAGAAGAUUGUGUGUCUGACUUAUGUAGAACAGCUCUCAGUGGUUGCUAAGCAGUUCAUCUAUCUAUUGAGAAGAAAUAGAGCACAAAGCCUGCUUUUAGAUGAGUCUUUAUUGAUCUAUGCUAAACAAUAUGGUCACCCACUCUGCUUGGAUGAUUUCAAUGUAACCUCUGUCACUCAGUUGAUGAACAAAUUUCCAUGCAUUGUGCAGGUGAUUGGUCAUGGUUCAAAUGCAACAAUAUGUUUAAUAGACAGAACAUGUCUUCAAGAGUUUGCACAUCAAACCUUGGUACUCCUGAUGGAACAAGACAAUGGCCGUCUUUCAGUUGACGAGUUUGCCCAUGCAUACUUUCUUAUGUGGUCUCAUAGAAUUACACCAAUAGAAUAUGGAUUCAGUAAAAUUACUGAUUUACUGAAGGCAGUGUCUCAUAUCUGUAAAGUGAGGAAUGAAUGGACAGAAGACAGCUAUGUUGAACUAAUCCCUCUACAUCAGUUUGCAAGGAAGGCCAGACUGUUACUACGGAAACACCAUGGUGCAAUUGCAUUUAUGAAAUUUGCUGAGGCAUAUCUUCAAAUGUUUGGUAACAUGCUCCAGCCAAGUCAGUAUGGGUGUGGCAAUUUGAGUGCAUUGUUGGCUUUAGUUCCACAAGUCUUGUCAAUAACAGGAAGAGGACCUGGGAAAACAGUCACUCUUAACUCGGAUCUGAAAGGGCGUAGUUUUAAAAGAACCAAGUCGUAUGUAGAAGGAGGUAAAGAUGGUGGAGAUGUCAUCAUAGAAGAUGAAGUUCCAGAUGAGGUAAAUUGUCGUGAAAAUAAAAAAAAUGCCAGAGUAUUUAAAGAACCAGUUGUGCCAGUAAAAGUGAAAUCAGUAAAGGAAGGCAGUCCGGAAAAGGGUCAAAAUAUUUCUGCAAGUAACAAUACAGAACUGCUGGAUAUGAAAUCGCCUGAAGAUUUAUUAUGUCAUGGUUUUGCUCCUUCUGGAUUGCCAUCACCAGCAUUAAUACCAGAAUAUAUACAUAAAGAUCUGAUCUCCUUUGAAUCACCACCACCUCUACCAUCAAACAUAGAUUAUAUGAUGGGGUCCACAAAAGAUAGACCAAGUUCUCUUGAUCAACACUGGCUUGAUGCAAAUGAUGGUAAAAUAUAUGGGCUUCAUCACCGUGACAACACUCCUGUGCAACCUUCGGAUGAAGAUGACCGAAGUUCACUAUACAGCAAUGCAACAAAUAUUUCUAGACCACGGUCAAGAAAAGGCUAUCCAAAAUGCAAGAUUGCUGCUAAUUUUUCUGUUCCAAUACAAAAGUAA
Saccoglossus kowalevskii is the source of this 5462-nucleotide messenger RNA. Its product is annotated as meiosis regulator and mRNA stability factor 1-like. Gene Ontology annotation, molecular function: RNA binding; CCR4-NOT complex binding; RNA nuclease activity. NCBI's taxonomy places the organism in Eukaryota, Metazoa, Hemichordata, Enteropneusta, Harrimaniidae. The record is from RefSeq and is a predicted model, not a curated record. Gene Ontology annotation, biological process: regulation of gene expression. Gene Ontology annotation, cellular component: cytoplasm; peroxisome.